GCUGGCCAACGAGCGUUUGGCGAAGGAGACCGAGUCCCUGGUGGCCAAGCUGAGCCGAGCGCAGACCGAGCUGGAGACGCAAGCCGUCGCGCUGGACAAGGCGAUCCACGACUCGCACCGCAAGAACACGGAGCUCCGGACGCGCGAGGACGAGCUGUCCAAGAUGAGGAUCGAGGUGGCGCGACUCAGCAAGGCGCGCGAGGCGGCCGAGAAGCGCGCGCGCCAGGAGGAGGCGUGGCGCGCCGAGCAGCGCGCCGAGCGCGAGCGGCUGCAGGCGUCGCUGGCCGUGGUCGAGCGCACCGCCGAGCAGGCCGACAAGCAGCAGCGCGCCGCCAAGGCCGAGCUCGACAGGCUGGGCCGCGACAAGGGCGUCACGGAGCGGCAGCUGCUCGCCCUCAAGAUGGAACUGGCCGAGCAGCGCAAGUCGGCUGCCGAGGUGGAGCAGGCGUCGGCCCAGCUGCGCCUCGAGGUGCAGCGCUGCGAGGAGGAGCUGGCCGCCAAGGCCGCCGAGGCGGAGCAGCUGGCCAGCGACAACGACAAGUGCACCUCCCAGGCGGCGCAGCUGGCGCAGCAGGUGCGGCGCAGCAAGCGCGACGUGUUCCACCUGCAGGUGCUGGUGGAGAGCGGGCGCCGGCGCCUGCAGGAGGCCGAGGAGCAGCUGGGCGCGCGCCGCAAGGAGGGCGACUCGCUCCGCGUCGAGGCCAACAAGCUAGAGCGGCAGCUCGCGCUCGCGAGGGACGAGGCCCACGAGCUCAAGGAAAAGCUGCAGGCGGCGCGCAGGGACGCCACGCAGCUCAAGGAGGAGGUCUCCAGUCGAGAGUUCAUGCUGUUCAAGAGCCGUAGCGAGCUGCAGAGGUCCGAGAGGGACCGCGACAGCCUGCGCCUGCAGGUGCAGGGCUUGCAGCUGCAGGUGGAGACGCAGCGGGCUUCCCUCGGCUCGGCGCGCUUGGCCGAGGAUGGUCUUCAGCAACAGGUCAAGCAGCUGUCCGCGGAGAAGCAGGCCGCGAACCGGCAGCUAGCACAGGCGCGCGACGAGACGGCGCUGCUGGCCACGCAGCUGCAGCGGCGCAACGAGGAGGCCCGCCUACUGCACGAGAAGGUGGGCAUCCUGGGCGCCGUGCUGGCCAAGGGGAGGCAGAGCUACGCGCGCCGCCUGGACGACGUGCGCCUGCUGCGCGUCGAGAUCAAGCGCACGCGUCUGGAGAAGAGGAACCUGGCCGCCAUGAUCCGGAACUCGGCCGAGCUCCGCCUGGAGCUGUACCAGACCACGAGGCAGCUCACGCACAGCCAGGUCAAGUGCCGCGCGCUGGAGGAGGAGCUGCACACCCCGCUCAACGUCCACCGCUGGCGGAAGCUGGAGGGAGGUACCUGCCGUACCUCAGGGAGCCUCAGGGAAGACCUCAGCGUCCAACUCAUUGGUAUUUCUUUGGCUGCAGGGCACCGACCCGCCGCACUACGAGCUGGUCAUGAAGGUGCAGCUGCUGCAGCGCCGUCUGCUGGCACAGUCGGCACAGGUGCUGGUGCGAGAGGCCCAGCUGCGUGAGGCCGAGCAGAAACUGCUUCAGCUGCAGCUCGAGUUGUCUAGGGCGCCUGGCCUCCAGCUCCAGGACCAGCUGCAACAGUGCCAGCGCCUGCUGCUCGAGCGCGCCCGCCGGUUGAAGUGUCUGUCGUCAGAGGUGCGGAUGCACGAGACUAGGGCGGAGGCACACCAAGUGGAGCAGCAGAAGGCACAAGAGGAAAUUGCUACAUUGAAACAAAAAUACUUUCAUUUG
This is a messenger RNA of Frankliniella occidentalis (western flower thrips), 1772 nucleotides long. RefSeq names its product cilia- and flagella-associated protein 58-like. Gene Ontology annotation, cellular component: cytoskeleton. Lineage: Eukaryota; Metazoa; Arthropoda; Insecta; Thysanoptera; Thripidae. The record is from RefSeq and is a predicted model, not a curated record. The transcript has 6 exons. Bases 164 to 1543 code for a protein of 459 amino acids.